CUCUCUUCCCCGAGCCUGUUCUCAUUCCACUUGACCGUCAUUUUCCCGGGAAAAUGCCCAAGAAACACAGCAGGGUUCCAGAGGUCUUAUGGCGUCUAUUUCGUAACAGAGCUCGCUCGUUGGCAGAGACGAUAGUAUCGCUGCUUCCUCCUCCGCCUCCUUCGCCGAAGGACUGCCUCUGCAAGGGGCUGCAUUGCCUCGGCUGCUCCACUGACCCCAGCUCGUUUCUUCUCAGACCUGAUGACCCUUCUGACUACCGCAAACUCCUCACUCACUGCUUCGUUGUCGUCUCUGACAAUGCACCUUCAUUCUCACUGUUCAUCCCUCAUUCUCGCUGGUCUCAAAAUGAGAUUGUGAGAAGGACCAUUGAAAUGAUGGCUUGCGGAAAACAACCGGUUUCAGCAGUUAGCAAUGUGCUAUGCUCUGGUUAUACUAAGAGUAGAUGUUUCAGCCCCAUAUUGGAUCUUCUAUCUUGUUCACCUUGGGAUGUUCUAUUGAAUAGGGUUGGGGAUGAUUUAAUGAUUUACCUAUUACGGAAUACAUCAAUAUUCUUGCCAGUUUCCCACAUGAAAUACCAUCAGGUGGCUGGUCCUUCUGUUAGUGGUCUGUGCCAUAAGAUGUCCAAGUGCUCAUCAAAAUUUGACUCCCGGAUGAAUUCACUUCCUCAAGGUGGAUGUUGCCAUGAUGAUUUUUGGUUGCAAUUUUUUUUCAGAAAUGCAGAGGAAAAGAAAAAGACUGGUGAUAUUGACUCAACAACAGGAAAGAGGAAAUGCUGUACUUCUGUCAAUGACAAUGAUCCUGCAAGCCUUGUAAGUGGUCUUGACAUCAUCAGUGUGAAGUCUUCAAUGCCACUGAUCAGGAAUCAUGGGACAAGGCAUAUGCAGACAAGUUUUGCUAGCGUUCCAAAGUCAACAAUAGGAACUGAGUCUUGUAAACAUAAAGCGGAGUCAGAAGGGGGGAAAAGCUCAAAUUAUGUUGCUGGUAGGCUUGGAAAGCGUUCAAGGCCAUUUAGAUGGCACCGCAUUCGAAGGCAGAGGCAAUCAAACUUCAGUGAAGAUGGUGUGCAUACCCAGGGCAAUAUGUUUCCUACUGAAGAAGACUGCUUACCUGGAGGUUUACAUUGCAAUGAAACCAGCUUAGGCAAUCAAGAAAAGAUGCCAUGGAAAUGUCCUUGUUGUUCAAUCUUGCAAUCAGUUCCAACUUUUCCCAAGAGGAUUGAGAUAAACAGACAAUCAAUCUUCUAUAACUCAGAGCCUGCCUUGUCAGUUCUUCCUAAGAGGCACAUAUUAAAUUUUUUAAGUCCAAAUUUGGUCGGUUCAGAGCAUCUCAUUAAAGAUAUUUUUGGCAUUUCUGAUGUGGAUGUCAAAGCUCUGUCAACGCAUUGCUUCCACAGCAGUGGGUCUUGUCUCACUGGAUCUGCAUGCCUGUAUCACUCCCUUGUUAGGUGGCUUAAGCAUGUCAUACGCAGGAGCCACUGUUGCCAAUAUGAAAAACUCUUGGAGAAGCAUUGUGCUGUUCCAUCAUGUGAUCAAGAUCCAGUUGGAAGAUCUAGCUCCUCCCUUCAGAGAAAUGUUUCAAAGACCAGAGGGCAAAAGAAAUUUCACGGUUUUGAUAGAAAUCAGUUCAUGGAUUCUCUGGAAGUAAUUGAUUCACGACAUGAUGCUGUGAAAUCUUAUUGCUCAAAAAGUCAGGUGGUGUCUUACAUCUGGGCUGUCUCUAGAAGUAUGCUACCCCCAGAAUUGUUAGGUGAUCCUUCUCAUUGGAGGAUACUGACUAGAAACAUUUCCAGGUUUAUACGCCUAAGGAGGUUUGAAAAGUUCCCUUUGAAGCUAUGCAUGCAUAGAUUGAAAACAUCAACACUUCCAUUCCUUUCAACCAAAUAUUUCUCAACUCGGAAUGCUUUUCCAAAAUAUAAUGGACAAAAUGCUGGCCUGCACAAAGAAUUUAUAAAUUUGAAUAGUACUCUGUAUGUUAUCAAACGCAAGCUUCUAGAAAGGUGGAUCUUUUGGUAUUUCUCUUCCCUGGUUGUGCCUUUGGUUCAAGCAAACUUCUAUGUUACUGAAAGUGAGCAUGGGAAACAAGAUGUAUUCUAUUAUCGGAAAACAAUUUGGGAGAAGUUGACAAGUGACACAAUUACUUGCUUGAAAGAUCAGAGAUACAGUUACCUGGAUGAAGUGGCUGUCAGGAAUAUUCUCAGAGACAGAGCAUUUGGAUUUUCGAAGCUCAGAUUAAGGCCAAAAGAAAAUGGAGUAAGGAUGGUGGCUAAUCUUAGUGGUUCUUCUAGAAUGCCCGCCUCCACAUCUUCCAGAAAAGUUCAGUCUUUUAGAAAGUUGAGAAAAGCAAAUCCUUGUAAAAAUAAAUUUGAUUAUUAUCAAUCUGUGAAUUCUGUUCUUCGUGAUGCUCAUACUAUUCUGAAGGACAUACAAUUCAGGGAACCUGAGAAGCUAGGUUCAUCAGUUUUUGAUUACAAUGAUGUUUAUAAAAAACUAUGCCAAUUUUUUAUUUGCCAGAAGGAAGGAUCAAAAACCAUACCGGAUUUUUUUGUUGUCACUUCUGAUGUAUUAAAAGCAUUUGAUUCUGUUGAUCAGGACAAGCUGCUAAGUGUUAUUAGUGAUGUUCUACCAAAACGUGAAUACUUUCUUAAACAGUAUGAUCAAGUUGUUAGCACAAAGAAAUCUUUGUGGGUUCGCAAGCUUCUCAGCGUGCUUGAUGAAAGUAUGAGCAUUGGCUGCAAAAGGUUCACCUCACCUGCUUCGUACUGUUCCAUGCAUACCAUCUUUGUUAGUGAGGGGAGUGUCAAGCAUGUGGAAGAUAGAGUGCUCCUAUCAUAUAUUAAGCAGCACGUGAAGAACAAUAUUUUGCAGUUGGAAGGAAAAUUUUACUUGCAAGGUGUUGGUAUUCCCCAAGGAGGUAUUUUGUCUUCACUGCUUUGCUCCUUAUACUAUGGACAUUUGGAGAGGCAUGUGAUCUUUCCAUUUCUCGAAAAAACUGUUGAAUCUGGCAGUUGUAAGGAAGAAUGUGCUUUGAACAGGAGCAGUGAUAACAAAGUCUCUUCCCCAUGUUAUAUGUUAAUCCGACUAAUUGAUGAUAUUCUUUUUAUUUCAACUUCAAAAGAACAAGCAUCUGGCUUUUUCUCCAGGCUGCAAAGAGGAUUUCGUGAUUACAACUGCUACAUGAAUGAUAAAAAGUUUGGAGUCAACUUUGAUGUUGGACAGAUGUCAGGAUCCUCAUUGAGGGUCCAAGUUGGUGAAGAUGGCAAUUCAUUUCUUUGCUGGAGUGGUCUUCUUAUAAAUCGCCGUACUUUGGAAGUUCAGGCAGACUAUACAAGGUACUUAAAGGACCAUUUGCGCUCAACACUUACUGUCUCCUGGCAAGGUAAACCGGGCCUUCGCCUUCAGGAAAGACUUUGUGGCUUUUUGGCACCUAAAUGCCAUCCUAUAUUCUUUGAUUUGAAUAUCAAUUCAGCAGCUGUGGUCAGGUUGAAUAUCUAUCAGUCAUUUUUGUUAUGUGCAAUGAAGUUUCAUUGUUACAUCUGUGAAUUAUCAAUCAUCUGCAAACUUCACAAGAGAUUUUGUUUAAACAGCAUUGAAAGAUCUAUCAGUUAUCUGUAUGGACUCAUGAAGAAGAGGAUGCAUUCCAUGGUUCUUCACUGUAAUUUUCGGCCAAUUCUGAAGUUGGAGAAGGAUGAAGUUGAGUGGCUUGGGCUUCAUGCUUAUGCACAAGUUCUAGAAAAAAAGCAAUCACGUCAUAAAGAAUUGCUGGCCAUUCUGAGGUCAAGGUUGCAUUCACAUAAAAUAUCUUCAAGUGUGUCUCCUGACCUUUUGCAUGCAGUCAAGGCAUCAAAUUCCUCUGUACUUUGGAAUAUCAAGUACUGAUUUCUUACAGAUUUCAGCAACAGAAGAUUGUUCUUUUGGUUGUUUCACUCAAAUAUUGGAGUGGGUGGAAAAGGAACUUGGUGAGAUGGAUAAAAAUGGUGUGAUGGAAAAGGGACUUCAAGAAAAUUAGUGGCUGGAAAAUGGAUAUUUAUAGCACUUGACUGGAAUAUUGAGGUUCAACGUCUUUAUGGUGAGACUAACAAGUUACAACUAUGUUAAUUGGCUUGCAAAGACACAUGAUAUACCAUUGACAGUUAAUUUUGUUGUUUUUGUGCUGUGUCUUUUCAGUGUAGGUGAUUGAUUGGCUUAAAGAAAAAUUGGUUGUUAUAUUUUGCCAUUUUGUGUAGUUUUGUCGUUCCUUUCACUCCUUUUUUUAAGAAAAAAGAUGGAAGAAAAUUGAGUGAUUGAGUUUAGUAAUUUUUUAGUAAUUUUGGUAAAAGCUCUUUUUAUUUUGCUUUUGGAAGAGAUUUGAGUGGUUGAUUGACUUGAGGAAAAAUUGGUUGUUAUAAUUUGCCAUUUUGUAUGGCUGUCAUUCCUUUCGCUCCUUUUUCUUUUUUUUUAAAGAUGGAAGAAAAUUGAGUGAUUGAGUUUAGUAAUUUUGGUAAAUGCUCUUUUUAUUGUGCUUUUGGAAGAGAUUUGAGUACUUCGACAAGAAUUGUUUGAUAGCUGAUUAGUUCAUAUAAUCUCUUCAGCAAAUUAAGAGUAGUUUCUAGGAACAUAAAGAUGGCUGUA
This is a messenger RNA of Prosopis cineraria, 4607 nucleotides long. Its product is annotated as telomerase reverse transcriptase. Gene Ontology annotation, biological process: telomere maintenance via telomerase. Gene Ontology annotation, molecular function: telomerase RNA binding; telomeric repeat DNA binding. Bases 54 to 3875 code for a protein of 1273 amino acids. The transcript is spliced from 13 exons. The record is from RefSeq and is a predicted model, not a curated record. Gene Ontology annotation, cellular component: telomerase catalytic core complex. Lineage: Eukaryota; Viridiplantae; Streptophyta; Magnoliopsida; Fabales; Fabaceae.